Canis lupus familiaris (dog) is the source of this 1771-nucleotide messenger RNA. RefSeq names its product keratin 13 (gene KRT13). Bases 151 to 1509 code for a protein of 452 amino acids. Gene Ontology annotation, molecular function: structural molecule activity. NCBI's taxonomy places the organism in Eukaryota, Metazoa, Chordata, Mammalia, Carnivora, Canidae. The record is from RefSeq and is marked validated. The transcript is spliced from 8 exons.
GAGGGUGGGGAAGGGAGGAGAGAAGAUGGGGCAAUUGUCCAACCUUGUGGAGGGCAGUAUAAAAGGCUCCCACUCUGGGGAAGAGCCACAGUCUUCGGCCCAGGCCAAGCCCAGCUCCCGUCCACACCUGCUCCUCAUCUUGCUCUCACCAUGAGCUGUCGCCUGCAGGGCUCCUCUGCCAGCUAUGGAGGUGGUUUCGGGGGUGGCUCUUGUCAGCUGGGAGGAGGCCGCAGUAUCUCUACUUGCUCAACCCGCUUUGUCUCUGGGGGAUCAGCUGGGGGAUACGGGGGUGGCAUGAGCUGCGGCUUCGGUGGGGGUGCUGGUAGUGGUUUUGGGGGUGGCUUCGGUGGAGGGGCUGGUAGUGGUUUCGGCGGAGGCUUCGGAGGUGGCUUCGGAGGUGGCUUCGGAGGUGGCUUUGGUGGGGGUUUUGGCGGCGGCUUUGGUGACUACGGUGGUGGCGAUGGCGGCCUCCUCUCUGGCAAUGAGAAGAUCACCAUGCAGAACCUCAACGACCGCCUGGCCUCCUACCUGGACAAGGUGCGUGCCCUGGAGGAGGCCAACACCGAGCUGGAGGUGAAGAUCCGAGACUGGCACCUGAAGCAGAGCCCCAGCAGCCCGGAGCGGGACUACAGCCCCUACUACAAGACCAUCGAGGAGCUCCGGGACAAGAUCCUGGCGGCCACCAUCGACAAUAACCGGGUCAUUCUGGAGAUUGACAACGCCAGGCUGGCGGCAGACGACUUCAGGCUCAAGUAUGAGAACGAGCUGACCCUGCGCCAGAGCGUGGAGGCCGACAUCAAUGGCCUGCGCCGGGUGCUGGACGAGCUGACCCUGUCCAAGACCGAUCUGGAGAUGCAAAUUGAGAGCCUGAAUGAGGAGCUAGCCUACCUGAAGAAGAACCAUGAGGAGGAGAUGAAGGAGUUCAGCAACCAGAUGGUAGGCCAGGUCAACGUGGAGAUGGAUGCCACCCCGGGCAUUGACCUGACCCGUGUGCUGGCAGAGAUGAGGGAGCAGUACGAGGCCAUGGCGGAGAAGAACCGACGGGACGCCGAGGAAUGGUUCCACAGCAAGAGUGCAGAGCUGAACAAGGAAGUGUCUACUAACACUGCCAUGAUUCAGACCAGCAAGACAGAGAUCACGGAGCUCAGGCGUACGCUCCAGGGCCUGGAGAUCGAGCUGCAGUCCCAGCUCAGCAUGAAAGCCGGGCUGGAGAGCACGCUGGCGGAUACGGAGUGCCGCUAUGCACUGCAGCUGCAGCAAAUCCAGGGGCUCAUUAGCAGCAUCGAGGCCCAGCUGAGUGAGCUGCGCAGUGAGAUGGAGUGCCAGAACCAGGAGUACAAGAUGCUGCUGGACAUCAAGACGCGGCUGGAGCAGGAGAUCGCCACCUACCGCAGCCUGCUGGAGGGCCAGGAUGCCAGGAUGGCUGGCUUAACUUCCUCAGGAGGAAGCACCAGCGUCUCCAUCACCACCACCUCUUCCAGCCGUACUUCAGACACCCGCAGGCCUUAGAUCCACCGGGCUUCCUCUCCCUCUGUCCUCAGCAUCCAGGGGAGAGAGCUGAUGGGUCCCUGUAGGAGAGAAGGAGAGACCACAGGAUGCUCAGUCACUCCUGCUCUAGGCCCCCCUGCCUUGCACUAUCCAGAGGGCAGGCCUUCAUGCUUCUCUCCUGGUGUGCUUCCUCUUCUCCUUCACCUGGCUACUCUGAUUUCUCAGCUUCUCUACUAAAGAGAAAAGUUAAUCCAAUAAAGUUUCCUGCCUUUUUGCAAAUGUA